Myiozetetes cayanensis is the source of this 2698-nucleotide messenger RNA. It is a transcript of the gene DDB2, whose product is annotated as damage specific DNA binding protein 2. Gene Ontology annotation, molecular function: damaged DNA binding; protein binding. The transcript has 11 exons. The record is from RefSeq and is a predicted model, not a curated record. Bases 214 to 1761 code for a protein of 515 amino acids. Gene Ontology annotation, cellular component: nucleus; Cul4-RING E3 ubiquitin ligase complex. Gene Ontology annotation, biological process: DNA repair; response to UV. Lineage: Eukaryota; Metazoa; Chordata; Aves; Passeriformes; Tyrannidae.
GUGGCUUCACAGAUUUAUUUCAUGCAGAUCUAUGGGUUUCAGGCUUGAAAGUUUGGUAGAAGCACAUCUAUCAAAACAUAUUCUAGUGCUUUAGGAUAUGUUAGUUUUCAUAUGUAAACAAAGAAGAGUUUAUUGAACCUCUUCCCCUCUUCAGCAGAGUGCAACAAAAAGCCAAUGCCAUACUGAUGAAAGAGGGUACAGUGAUCAGACAGAAUGGCUCCAGUGAACCAGCCAAAGGACAAGGAGUAUGAGAGGGUGCACCAGCAUUGGCCAGAGGAGGCAAAAUCAGCUGGGAAGAGGAAACCGGACUACGAGAAACUAGGGAAUGAGACACAAGCAAAGAGGUUGUUCGUGAGAAAAACAUCUAAACCCCCAGGGAAAAUUGGUUGGAGUGGAGGUGGGUCUGUGGUGGGAAACAAGAGAGUCCUUUCCCAUCAGCUGGAGCAGCAACGCAGCAUUGUUCAUUAUGUCUAUCAGAACAUGCUGGGAGGCUCCAUUCGGGCACCACUCAGGCAGUGUCUGCAGCUGCCUUUUCUGCGUUCUCUUGCCUCAUAUCGCCUCUUUCGAACAGCAAGUCCUUUUGACAGGAGAGUGACAUGCUUGGAAUGGCAUCCAACACACCCCAGUACAGUAGCUGUUGGUUCCAAAGGUGGAGACAUCAUCCUUUGGGACUAUGAAGUACUCACUAAAACGUGCUUCAUAAAGGGGAAAGGGGCUGGAGAUUCUCUUGGAGACAUCAAGUUCAGUCCUUAUGAGGCAGUGAAGCUUUAUGUGGCAUCGGGUGAUGGCACCCUAAGUCUGCAGGACCUUGAGAGCAGAGCGGUGCAGGUGAUCUCUCGUGCCCCGGACUGUGGCCACGAGCACCAUAAUGUUUGCUGCUGGUACUGCAGUGUGGAUGUUUCUGCAAGCAGCCGUGCACUGGUGACAGGUGAUAAUGUGGGCAACGUGGUCCUGCUGAGCACUUCUGGUGAAGAGAUUUGGAAGCUGAAAUUGCACAGGAAGAAAGUGACUCAUGUAGAGUUCAACUCCCGAUGUGAGUGGCUGUUGGCCACAGCAUCUGUGGAUCAGACAGUUAAAAUCUGGGACCUCAGAAACAUCAAAAACAAAAUGAGCUUUCUUCAUGUGCUUCCUCAUGAGAAACCUGUCAAUGCAGCUUACUUCAGCCCAACAGAUGGUGCAAAGCUUCUGAGCACAGACCAGCGCAAUGAGAUCAGGGUUUACUCAUCUUCAGACUGGACCAAGCCACAGCAUCUGAUUCCACAUCCACAUAGGCAUUUUCAGCACCUCACACCUAUUAAGGCAACGUGGCAUCCUCGCUAUGACCUCAUUGUCGUAGGUCGCUACCCAGACCCCAAGUUCCCAGAGUACACAAUGGAUGAGCUACGAACUGUUGAUGUAUUUGACGGAAACACCGGAGAGAUGGUUUGUCAGCUCCAUGAUCCAAACGCUUGUGGUAUCAUCUCGCUCAAUAAAUUUAACCCUAUGGGAGACACACUGGCUUCUGGCACGGGCUUUAAUAUUCUGAUUUGGAGCCGGGAGGAGAUGGUGGCCAAGAAGCAAGAACAUCUUUUGAAAGCCAUGACAGAACAGGGGAUUGGAAGCUGGAGUUCAUCCAGACGUGGAGGGCAGAGGCAGGCAAACCCUGGCACAAGCAAACUCAAAGCUAAGUUAUUGUCUUGGGAGCUGGAGGAGACGAGAACAAAAAACAGUGAUUCUAAAUCCAAGGGAAGAAAGCGAAAAGGGAAGGAUCUAGAGAAGUGAUUUAGUAUUUUGAUCCUUUCUGAAUCCCAGGGUACAAACUCAGUUCUUGCCAAUGGGCAGUGUAAGCCGUACAGGGCAUUAGACUUUGUCCCUCCUCCAUGGAUCUUAUCUUGGUUCCCUAAUCCUCUUGGCUUCCCCUUCUAGAAAGUUGCGUCAGUACUUGGUUUCUCCUGCAAAUGGAGUUACCACUUAUUUUCUGAGGCACUAAGAAAACUUCCAAGAUGUUCUCAAAUCCUGCUGAAGUUACUGCUUCCAAUCUGCCAUAUCUGCUUGUCAUCACUUGUCAGAGGUUACCAUUUCCUGUAGUCUGCUGUAGAGCAGCUCAUGGUUGGGUCUUCAGCCUGUUCUAGUCCAACUGAGUUGAGAAACCAUUUGCUAACAGGAUUAACAUCCUGGAAAGGUAGAGUGUUUACAAGGCUGAGGUGAUGGAUAGCUUGGGUAGCCUAGGAAACACCAAGCUCUUCAACAUGCAAGCUUCUCGGAAAAUGUUUGUCAAAACCUCAGGCUUAGCCUGUUCUCUGCUUGCAGCUAUUUAACUGGACCACAAAAAACAUCAUGAUGCCAGAGGUGUCUACCUGCCUCAUGGGAUGCAAGGGCAGUAUGGAGCUGGGCCUAAUGAUUCUGUAGUUUCUAUUUUCAGAGUUCUUUCUUGCCACAAAUUAGGUAAUUUUUUUCACCCAGGUGCUUCAGAAUGUUGGAUUAAAGUGUUAUAAAGCAGAAAUGAGGAAUUUCUUCCAAACACGCCUGCUCAGAGCCAAAUCUCAAGACUGUUGUUAAAGUCUAAAGUUUUGCUUUUUCUAAAUUGUUUACAAGGCUGCCCAUGGCCUUGCUGCUGUCCCAGAGGUUGAUGGAUGGGAUGGGCUCCAGGCCUGCGCAGAUUCUCCAUGUUCACUUUUAUAGUUUUGCAGUAUUAAUAAAGUUUUGUACUAAACUAAAA